CUAUAGCUCACCAUGACUAGCAGUGGCAAGCAGGGUGCUAUGCAACAAAUGAUCAGAGGUGGAAGAAUGAUGUCAAGUACAUUGUCUGAUGACAGUGUUUUGGUGAAGAAAUUAGUGUCAGAACAUAACCCUGAGGGAAUACAAUAUGAUGUCAAGCCACUUCUCCAUGUUGUUGAGGAUAUUUUUAGACAUUCCACCUUGAGUCCUGAAGGUGCUCUAAUGGGUGAACAUGUCGAAAGCCACCAUGCUGGCAGCACAAAUAUGCUGGAAGCCCUGACUGCUAAGAUUGAUCGGAUUUCCUGCGAGAUUUCCUACAAGACUCUCAGUGGUUUAGAUGCACAUUCCACAACAAUUGCAAUAUUUGACAUGCUUACAAUCUAUAAGUGGGAUGUGAAGAUAGUGCUGGCCUUAGCCGCUUUUGCUCUAACCUACGGUGAAUUUUGGCUGCUUGCCAAUAUUCAUGAUACAAACCAUCUUGCCAAAUCAAUGGCAAUUCUGAAGCAAUUAACAAGUAUCAUGGAGCAUUCAACCACGCUGAAACCACGGUUUGAUGCCCUCAAUGACCUAGUUAACAUCAUAUUGGAGGUGACCAAGUGUAUUGUUGAGUUCAAUGAUCUGCCAACUCAAUACAUUACACAAGACAUGACAGCCUAUUCCACUGCCUCUAAUUAUAUUCCAGUUGCUUCUUACUGGACUGUCAGAAGUGUUGUGGCUUGUGCAGCUCAGAUUACAAGUCUCACUACACUUGGCUAUGAGAUAUUCACAUCCACUGAUGCUUGGGAGAUAUCCACAUUGAAUUUCAAACUCAAAAACAUAUUCGAACAUCUCAGGCAGCUACUGCAUACCUGCCACCAACACAUUGGGAAAAAGAUGGAUUCUGAAGCUUACCAAAUAUUAUGUGAUUUGUUUUCGAGACCCCACGCUGACAACAUGAAGGUUCUCAGGGCUUUGAUUUACGCACAGGAUGAUAUUCUACCUCUAUAUGAUGGUGUUUCAAAGAAAAGGGUUAGCCUUGAGCCACUGAGAAGGAAGAAUGUGUUACUUCUAUUUUCAGGCCUGGAUAUCUCCAGCGAUGAGCUUAUGAUUCUUGAACAAAUCUAUAACGAAUCCAAGGCACAAGCACCAAGAAUGGAGAGUAGGUAUGAGUUGGUUUGGAUCCCAAUUGUGGACCCAAACACUGAAUGGACAGAACAAAAGCAAAAGCAGUUUGAGACCCUUCUAGAAACCAUGGCAUGGUACGCAGUGUGUCAUCCUUCAAUGAUAGGCAAGCCAGUCAUCUGGUUCAUACAGAGCGAAUGGAAAUAUAAGAAUAAGCCAAUUCUUGUGGUUUUGGAUCCUCAAGGGAGGGUUUCUUGCCCUAAUGCUAUUCACAUGAUGUGGAUUUGGGGAAGUGCUGCCUUUCCUUUCACAAGCGCUAGAGAAGAAGCUCUAUGGAAUGAAGAGACCUGGAGACUUGAAUUGCUAGUAGAUGGCAUUGACACUGAAAUAUUGAACUGGAUUAAGGAUGGAAAAUACAUAUUUUUGUACGGAGGAGACGACCCUGACUGGGUAAGAAGAUUCGUGAAGGAAGCGCGCAGGAUCGCAACGGCAACACAAAUACCAUUAGAAAUGGUGUACGUGGGAAAAAGCAACAAGAAGGAGCAAGUGCAGAGAAUCAUGGACAUCAUAACUCGUGAGAAGCUCAACACACAGUUCUGGUCAGAGCAGAGUAUGAUAUGGUUCUUCUGGACCCGUCUUCAGAGCAUGCUCUUCUCCAAGCUGCAACUCAAGCAAACCGAUGAAAGCGACCACGUGAUGCAGGAAAUCAAGAAGCUUCUAAGCUAUGACAAAGAGGGGGGGUGGAUUGUUCUCGCCAGAGGGUCAAACAUUGUGGUCAACGGGCACGCCACAACGGGGUUGCGAACGUUGGUUGAGUACGACGCCAUAUGGCAGAAAGAUGCUGAUAGAGAUGGGUUUGAACCUGCUUUUAAGAAACACUACGACCAGGUGCAUUCUGUUGUUAGCCCUUGCUGCAGGUUCGAAUUCUCUCAUUCCAUGGGGAGAAUCCCCGAGAAGCUCACGUGCCCCGAGUGUCGCCGACACAUGCACGUCCUCACCACGUUCCAGUGUUGCCACGAUGAGAAAAUCGAUGAGGACUUUUUUGUCAGCUCCGUUGUUCCUCAUGCCAUGUGAUCAUUUCCUAUGUGUUUGCCUGCAAUUUAUUGCAGUGUUCUACAGGCUUACAUCUGCUUUUUUCUUUUUUCUUUUUCUAUCC
Molecule: messenger RNA, 2254 nt
Organism: Abrus precatorius (Indian licorice)
Lineage: Eukaryota; Viridiplantae; Streptophyta; Magnoliopsida; Fabales; Fabaceae
Product: protein SIEVE ELEMENT OCCLUSION B
Exons: 7
Coding region: 13-2172 (719 amino acids)
Biological process (GO): phloem development
Source: RefSeq, a predicted model, not a curated record